CCCCAAGCAACGCAAAACCCACAACGCUCCAAAUCUAAAGCUCACCAGAAAAACCACCGGCCAUGUCCAUCGCCGCCUGCCUUUUCACCCCUUCACCACCGUCCUUCUCCCCUCCCCCCUCCAUCACCCCUAAACUCCCCGCCACUUUCCCUCUACACCUUCGUCUCCGCCUUUCCUCCUCCUCCUCUGUCUCCACUCUCCACCACACCCGACCUUCCCCGUUCUUAGCCUCGUCCGCAGGCGGUGAUGGUGGUGAUAUCAACAGCAACGACAACAACUCCGGUGGCGGCGGCGGGGGUAACGACGACAAUGGGAAACACGGGGGUGGUGGCGAUGAAAAUGCGGGUGAUAAGAACAGGAAAGAGACGAUGAUCGUGCUGGCGGAGGCAGGGAGGUCAAUGGAGAGUCUUCCGAAAGACUUGGCGGCGGCGAUCCAGGCCGGGAAGAUCCCCGGGUCGGUUAUAGAGAGGUUCUUGGGGCUCGAAAAAUCGGGGCUUAUGAGGUGGCUGAUGCAGUUUGGUGGGUUUAAAGAAAGGCUUUUGGCUGAUGAUCUUUUCUUAGCUAAAGUUGCCAUGGAGUGUGGUGUCGGCAUCUUCACCAAGACUGCUGCAGAAUACGAACGCCGCAGAGAAAACUUUUUCAAGGAGCUCGAAAUCGUUUUUGCAGAUGUGGUAAUGGCCAUAAUUGCAGAUUUCAUGCUUGUUUAUCUUCCCGCUCCUACUGUCUCUCUCCGGCCUCCUCUCGCAGUCAGUGCUGGAGCUAUUUCCAAGUUUUUCUAUAGCUGCCCCGACAACGCUUUUCAGGUUGCUCUUCCUGGUACUUCGUAUUCACUUCUGCAACGAUUAGGUGCAGUAAUGCGUAAUGGCGCAAAGCUUUUUGCAGUGGGCACCAUUUCUUCGCUGGUUGGCACAGCGAUCACGAAUGCUUUGAUCAAUGCUAGGAAGGCGGUCGAUAAGUCGGCUGCGGAUGAAGUUGAAAAUGUUCCCAUACUAUCCACCAGUGUUGCCUAUGGUGUAUACAUGGCCGUUUCGAGCAACCUCAGGUACCAAGUGCUGGCUGGUGUUAUUGAACAACGGAUUCUGGAGCCAUUGUUACACCAGCACAAGCUUGUGUUGAGUGCGUUAUGCUUCGCUGUUAGAACCGGCAACACGUUCUUGGGUUCUCUAUUGUGGGUGGAUUAUGCUCGAUUGGUCGGAAUCCAGAAGGCUCACGAAGAGGACAGUGCACAGCAUAGGUAAGUCUGAGAAGGUUUAACGUCGGAGCUCGAAACAACCGGUAGUGGUGGCGUUGGCCAUUGGUGGAAGGCUUUGGCUGCCUCCAAUGGCAGUUUCCAUUUAAAUACAAAUACAUUUGUUAAGACAUUUUCUCGUAAAAGAAAGCUGUUCUUUUUCCCGAAAUAAAUGUUAAAUCAAAAGGAAUAAAUUAAUUAA
Molecule: messenger RNA, 1430 nt
Organism: Hibiscus syriacus
Lineage: Eukaryota; Viridiplantae; Streptophyta; Magnoliopsida; Malvales; Malvaceae
Product: protein RETICULATA-RELATED 4, chloroplastic-like
Exons: 8
Coding region: 63-1238 (391 amino acids)
Source: RefSeq, a predicted model, not a curated record